Athene cunicularia (burrowing owl) is the source of this 1975-nucleotide messenger RNA. It is a transcript of the gene EIF4E3, whose product is annotated as eukaryotic translation initiation factor 4E family member 3. The transcript is spliced from 7 exons. Lineage: Eukaryota; Metazoa; Chordata; Aves; Strigiformes; Strigidae. Gene Ontology annotation, molecular function: RNA 7-methylguanosine cap binding; translation initiation factor activity. The coding region runs from base 1 to 567 and encodes 188 amino acids. The record is from RefSeq and is a predicted model, not a curated record. Gene Ontology annotation, biological process: translational initiation. Gene Ontology annotation, cellular component: eukaryotic translation initiation factor 4F complex.
AUGUUGGGGCGCGUGGCUUCCUCCGCUGCUGUGGCUGGUGAUGCUGCGAGAUGCCAUCCAUGCCCUGCUGGUUUCAGCUCUCGGUCACUUCCUGGUACAACAGCGGCUGAGUGUGCGUCAAAUCUGAAGAAGAUUUAUACAGUACAAACAGUACAGGAUUUCUGGAGUGUCUACAACAACAUUCCUCCUGUGACAAAUUUGCCUCUGAGAAGUAGUUACCAUUUAAUGCGGGGAGAAAGACGGCCGCUUUGGGAAGAGGAAAGCAAUGCCAAAGGAGGUAUAUGGAAAAUGAAGGUCCUUAAAGAAUGUACGGCUGCAGUUUGGAAAGAGCUACUGUUAGCAACUAUUGGAGAGCAGUUUGCAGACUGUUGUGCAACAGAUGAUGAAGUAAUAGGGGUUAGCAUCAGCGUCCGUGACCGUGAAGAUGUUGUGCAAGUCUGGAAUGUGAAUGCCUCUUCAGCAAGUAAAGCAAAAGUUUUAGAAAAGAUCCAUAAACUUCUGCCACACACGUCUUUUAAAGUGGCGUUUUAUAAAUCACACAGAGAGCAUCAUGCUUUUGAAGGCUGAUGGAGAAAACAUUAAGAGCAGUCUGUGCCAAGCUCAUUCGUUGUUAUUUGGUGUUUUGAGGUGGUCUGGGCAAGGAGAAGGAUGAUUCGAAGCUCUGCAGAAGCACUACGGACUGUGGCCCUUUUGUUUCUAACAUUUCAAACUGGGAAGAUGAGGAAAAACAGUUGCCUUGACUGCUAAACUUGCAUUUCAUUACUUUUGGUUGGGUUUUUUAAGUUUUUCAUUGUUUCUUUAAAAAGAUAUUUUGGCCACUUUUUUUCAAAACAAAACUGAUUAGUUUUGUUCCUGUUUCAUUAAAGUAGCAGGCUUUCAUUUCUUCUGUACUGUACUUAGUUGAAUGCAGACAUGCACAAAGACAGUAUGCUGCUUUUCCUGCGCGUAGAGGAACACUGGCUUGGUGAAAUGUGUUUUAAAUUUUUGUUUUAAAACAUUCCUAUCAUGUUAAGAUUUACUCACUGGUUUUGUCCCAAGAGAGAAAGAAAUUGCACUGCAUUUAUUCUAAUAUUCAGUAUAAUCUGGUCCUGCACUGACAAUGGCACACAUACUGUAAAAGUAAAUAGCAAAGUGCUCACUAAAGGAGUGACUAAAGAGAACACAUUUAUACUGGGACUAAGCCUCUGUGGGAUGAUCUUAACAAGAAUUUUAAUUGUAAUGAUUUCAAAAGAGCCCUUGUUCAGACUAGAAUGAGACAUCUUUCAGUAGGAAACCCUGCAAACUCCACACCCCUCUCAUUUAAGAGGGCAUGGGGUUUUUUAAUGUUUUUAUAUUGUAUGCUUUCUUAUUAUAUUUUUCUGUACAUUCAUGAAAAAGCGUCAUGAAUAGGUUCUAAUGCGACUGACUGGAUCCAUCCCUCACACUUCUGUGAGUAUGUUAGGCCCGUGGCUGCACCCACAAAGGUCAGUGUCAGAACUGCUGUUGACUUCAAUGCAAAGGGAGAGAUCCCACUAUAUGUCGUUUCAAGCCAUCGUGACUUCCUAAGUGACCUUUCUAAAAACAAAAGGAAACACAGAAAAGAAACAGAUUUUGUGUUGCAGUGUGAAUAUGAAUAUAAACACGAAUAUAAACAGUGUUCAUCUGUAAACGUUUGUCUAUAAUAAUUCUAUGUGUUGUUGGUUUGCUUUAAUAUAUUGCCAAAGAUUGAUGUAGUUCCUUUUACAAGAAGAAGCUGCAAGGUAGGGAAGAACGUACACUCCGCUGAGCGUUACUUCAUUUUUAAGAGGUUUUUGUUUGGCAACUGUUCAAGUUCCACUGAUUUCCAUGUCUUUAGUAUAUUAAGAGGCAGCCAUUAAAAUCAAAUAAAUUUAAAAAUAAGAAUUGCACAUUUGAGACUUUUUUUUUUCAACUUUAUCUGUAUUUAUGGAUUUAAACUGUGCAGUUAAUGAGCGUUAUUAAUUAAACAAACUUUCUA